UUUUGAGCACAGUGACUCUUUUCACUUGGCACAGAGGCAACAGCUUAUUAACAUUAACCUGAUGAAGGAAUAGAAACAAUUUUAGCUUUUACAAGGUCACCCAGUCCUGGUUAAUUACAGGUAAUGAUAUUGAGUCUCUCUCACUCUUACACACACACACACACACACACACACACACACACACACACACACACACACACACACACACACACAUAAAUGACGCAAAGCAAAACAAAUCGCCCAUCAUUUCCUAUAUGCCCACCCACCAGGUCUAGUGGUGUAUAACAGUCUUUUCAUGUCAGACCUGCAGAGAAUCCAUCGACAACAGUGCUGCACCUUGGUUUAGAACACAAAGAGAGGAGCACUGCCGAAGCAAAUAAGCACAUCACAGAAAUAUAAUUGGCUUUGAUGUGUGAAGAUGAUGGUGGAAUCAGACUCUGAUCACGGUCCAGAGUGUGUGUCUGUAUGCAACAAGUCUGCAACUCUGACAGGCCAAGGGCCACCGGUGUUGGUUAAUGCCUGGCUGGUCCCCACUUUCUUUGGCUUCAUCAUGCUGGUCGGUCUAGUUGGGAACUCUUUAGUGAUCCAUGUUAUCACCAAACACCAGAAGAUGAAGACUGUUGCCAAUUUCUUUAUAGUGAAUCUUGCUACAACUGACAUCUUGUUUCUUAUUUGCUGUGUGCCUUUUACUGCUACACUGUACCUGCUGCCCAGCUGGAUCUUUGGAGAGUUUAUGUGCCGUCUGGUGAACUAUCUUCAGCAAGUGACUGCACAGGCGACAUGUAUCACUCUGUCAGCAAUGAGUGUCGACUGCUGCUACACGACUUUGUACCCUCUGCAAUCUCUGAGACAUCGCACGCCUCGGAGGGCUCUGGCCAUCUCCCUGCCUAUCUGGAUAGGCUCCUUGAUUCUGUCCAUCUCUGUCGCUGUGUACGAGCGUCUGGAAGUGGGAUACUGCUGGUUCGGUCCUCAGACAUACUGCAGUGAUGUUUUUCCCUCUGCCCACCUCCAGUGGUGGAGGUGGGCAGAGGUCACCAUCUAAAGCUUUCUAGCUGUCUACCUCUUACCCCUGCUUACCAUCACUGCGUGUUAUGCCAUCAUGCUCAAGCGGAUGGGCCAGCCCAGCGUGAAUCCCAUUGGCAGUGGCUACCAAUUAAAUCGUGCAGUAGCAGUACGGGCGCGAGUCUCUCCUAUGGUGGUGGUGAUGGUGUCUCUGUUCCUCGUCUGUUGGGGGCCGAUCCAGGUUUGCAUCCUCCUGCAAGCUUUUGGCCUCCGGAGUUACAUCCCGUUUUGGGAAAACUACAACUACAAAACUAUUACUCAGAUGUUUGGUUAUCCCAUUGAACUGAAGAUUUGGGGUCACUGCAUGUCUUACUCCAACUCUUCUGUAAACCCGUUUGUGUAUGCUUUCAUGGGCAACAACUUUAGAAAGGCUUUCAAGCAUGCCUUCCCUGCCAUUUUGCUGUGGCGCUCAAGAGGGAAAGUCAGAGUGGGAAAUACGGACACAGAGGAAGGAGUAGAGACGGAUCAUCGGGCACCCAAAGGAGAAGCAGAGAUGCACUUUCUUUCAUCUGGCCCCUAAAGGCCAUGCUGAGCAUUUGGACACGGUGCACUCAUUGUUUAUUUAUACUUUCUCCUGAGAUGAGAGCAGUCUACUCACUGUAGUAUAUGUUUGCUUGGACACGCACACACACACACACACACACUGAAACAUUGUAUAAUUCCAUGUGAUCUCUAAAAAGGGACAAACCGGUCAAGCGAGUCUCGUGUGUUUCACGAGCUGCUGAAAUACAAUUAUCUCUGUCACGCUUUUCUAAGUUACGGUUAAAUUAAUGCUGUCAGCCUGACUGCUAGAGCUUCUGGUUUUACCUUUGUUACAACUUCGUAGAAAAAAACAAACUGUGCCAACAGCAACUGCAAUGGACUAUUUCCAUUUGAUAGAAAAUUGUCUUGCUGAAUC
This is a messenger RNA of Pelmatolapia mariae (spotted tilapia), 1960 nucleotides long. It is a transcript of the gene kiss1rb, whose product is annotated as KISS1 receptor b. Gene Ontology annotation, molecular function: G protein-coupled peptide receptor activity. The record is from RefSeq and is a predicted model, not a curated record. Lineage: Eukaryota; Metazoa; Chordata; Actinopteri; Cichliformes; Cichlidae. Gene Ontology annotation, cellular component: plasma membrane. Gene Ontology annotation, biological process: neuropeptide signaling pathway.